UUGGCGCGGGUCGUGCGGUGUUUGCGGUUGUGUGCAGGAUGUGAUGGAGAGACGAUGGAGGCCGAGUCGUGUUUCACGUCGACGUGAAUAAAAGUGAUCAGGUAAAUCCGCGCCGAGCGGCGGGUCCUGGACAGGUAACGUCACAGCCUCCACUGACAGGAUCCUCCACCCGGACCGCUGCUCGGUGCCGCCCGGACUGAUCUCACUCAGAAUCAGAACCGCUUUUACUGCCGAGAUCAUGUUGGCCAGGAAGGGCCUCCUGCCGGAUGGUUUCUUGCUAACCCGUCUGGCAGAGGACCAGAACCAACGGAACCGCAGCCGCUCCAGAUCUCAGAGAGCUCGCUUCAUCACCAAGACCGGCUCCUGCAACGUGGCUCACAAGAACAUCAGGGAGCAGGGUCGGUUCCUGCAGGAUGUCUUCACCACCAUGGUGGACCUGAAGUGGCAGCACUCCUUCCUCAUCUUCACCUCGGCCUUCCUCUGCUCCUGGAUGCUCUUCGCUAUGAUCUGGUGGCUUCUGGCCUUCGCUCAUGGAGACCUGGAGCCCCGCGACCCCAACGGCGAGCCGGGCCCCGUCCCAUGCGUCACUGCCAUCCACUCCUUCACCUCAGCCUUCCUCUUCUCUAUCGAAGUCCAGGUGACCAUCGGUUUUGGCGGUAGGAUGGUGACGGAGGAGUGUCCUCUGGCCAUCACGGUGUUGAUCAUCCAGAAUAUUCUAGGGCUGAUCAUCAACGCUGUGAUGCUGGGCUGCGUCUUCAUGAAGACGGCCCAGGCCAACCGCCGAGCAGAGACGCUCAUCUUCUCCAGAAACGCUGUCAUCGCUACACGAAACGGUCGUCCGACUUUCAUGUUCAGAGUCGGAGACCUGAGGAAGAGCAUGAUCAUCUCGGCCACCAUCCAGCUGCAGGUGAUCCGGCGGACGGUGACGGCGGAGGGCGAGGUGAUCCCGGUGUCCCAGCUGGACAUCCAGGUGGAGAACCCUCUGAGGAGUAACGGCAUCUUCCUGGUUUCUCCUCUGAUCAUCAGCCACACCAUGGAGAGAGGCAGUCCUCUGUACGAGCUCUCCGCCCAGUCGCUGUCCUCAGAGGACCUGGAGAUCAUCGUGGUCCUGGAAGGUGUGGUGGAGACGACAGGGAUCACCAUGCAGGCCCGGACCUCCUACACUCCUGACGAGAUCCUGUGGGGGAGGCGCUUCGUCUCCAUUAUGACGGAGGAGGACGGCCGGUACUGCGUCGACUACUCCAAGUUCGGCAACACGGUUCCCGUCAGGAUGUCGUCCCUCAGUGCCAAGGAGCUGGACCAGACCAGGGGCGUGCAGGAGGGCAGCUCUGACGCCCAGCUGCAGGGCUGGGGGCUGGUCCGAGCCGGCAGGGGAGGCUUUCGCAGAGGAGGCCGGACCUGCGAUAGCUCCGCCCCUCAGCCCUGGUACACCCAGUCAGAGAAACCGGAGACAGAGGUGGAGAAGAAAGGGCAGAAGAAGAAGGUGCAGCUGGAAGUGAUUGGACGACAGAUUGAGGAUGACGGACUGGGAGAGAUGAGCGACUGAAAACCAGGAAACAGGCCGUGUGUCCCGACAGCACCACAGACUGGACCCAGAUCAGUCUGCUCAGCCCGACCAGGACGUGAGCUGCUGUCUCUGUUGAAGCAGUUACAGAUUCACAAAACUCACUUUUUCAGGUAGACGUUGGAAGAGAAGUUCGACACACCCUCACAAUCAGUUCAGUCACCAGAGUAAACGUUCGCUGAGUACGUUUCUGAUCACGGAUCAGUUCAAGCUGGACGCUUCAUUAUGUUGCAGCUUUACAUUUGUGUAGGUUGAGUUUCAUUUUCUCUCUUGUCAGAGUGCUCUUGUUAGGUUCAGGCACAAAAACACCUUAGUUAGCAUUAAAAACAUCAUGGUUUGGUCCCAGCGUCUCCUGACAAGAUCAGAUAGUUUCAUGUUAUGAAACACAGAAACGCAGCUUCAGACAGAAACAUCAGCUGUCUGCAGGAGAGAACACAUCACGACCUGAUCUCAGACCAGAUUUAACCCUCAAUAACAUAAAAAUAACAUCUUUUCAAAUCAGGAUAAAAACUGGAUUUUCAUGUUUUGGGUGAACUUCUCCUUUAAGUUGCUGGUUGGUGGAUUAAGUUUACUUUUGAAGGCCUGGCUAGCUCUUUCCAGUCUUUAUGCUAAGCUAAGCUAACCAGCUGCUAUAUGUAGCUUCAUACUGAACAGACAUGAGUUUCCUUCGGAGGUGUUUCAGGUCCAGAUGUAACGGGUCGUAUCAGGGAGUUCUACAGAACACCAGCUGAGUUCAGCCGCUUCAUCACGUCACUGCCAAACUCAACUCAAAGUGACUCGAGGAACUUCUCAGUGUUCAUGAGACGGCUGGUGAUUCCUCUGAUGAUUAUAUAUAUAUAUGUAUAUGCAUUAUUGACGGCUGUGACAUACGACAGUCUGUUAGGAACAAAUCAAAUGUGUUUAUUGUUUUACAUGUAUUUCUUCUGUAGACUGUGGCGUUUCUCCUCUUCAUUACACAUGAUAUCCUGUUCACACAGUUUGAAACAUUUAUUAUAUCCUAUAAAAGUCAUAUAAAGUGUAAAGUGUGUAACAUGAGUCACAUAUAGAGUCACAUAUUGGUUUGAAUCCUGUAGAACACGUUCUUCACUGUUGUAGUUUCUCAUAUGUAUGAAACAUCUGUCAGUUGAUAAGAUCUUAUUUAUGAUGUUAAAUAAAUAUUUGUUGUUUAUUUGA
Molecule: messenger RNA, 2737 nt
Organism: Acanthopagrus latus (yellowfin seabream)
Lineage: Eukaryota; Metazoa; Chordata; Actinopteri; Spariformes; Sparidae
Gene: kcnj11l
Product: potassium inwardly rectifying channel subfamily J member 11, like
Exons: 7
Coding region: 239-1546 (435 amino acids)
Biological process (GO): potassium ion import across plasma membrane; regulation of monoatomic ion transmembrane transport
Cellular component (GO): plasma membrane
Molecular function (GO): inward rectifier potassium channel activity
Source: RefSeq, a predicted model, not a curated record